AUUCAUCGGUGAGACGUUGUGGUUGACAGUAUCAAAAGAGAAAAUAAAAAAGUUUGAGAUAAGAACUUUUUCCUAAUUUUUAUUUUGUGUCGAGAAGAAAAAAGAAGAAGAUCGAAAAAAAAUUAAAUUGAUUAAAACUUGAUAAAUAGUAAGAAAAAAUAAGGAGUGAAUAAUGGAAAAGUGGGAAGGAAAAGUUGCCGUUGUGACUGGCGCAUCAGUUGGUAUUGGUGCAGCAUUAUGUCGAGCAUUGGUAGAAGCUGGAAUGAUCGUUUGUGGCAUGUCUAAGCGCAAAGACAAAAUGGAAGCAAUCCGUCGAACAUUAUUUGGAGUAAAAGGCAAUUUCAACUGCAUAGAAUGCGAUAUUCGUGAUGAAAAUCAAGUCGCUGCAGCUUUUAAGUGGAUCGAAGAAGUUUGCGGUGGUGUUGAUUUGUUAAUAAAUAAUGCUGGAGUUAUUACAAAAGGAUUACUGCUAGAUGCAAAAAAUACAACUGAAUUGUACAGAACGAUGGAAACUAACAUCAUUGGUUUAUGCCUUAUCACACGUGAAGCUGUCAAAUUAAUGAAGAAAAGAGACGAGGAAAAAGGCACAAUUGGUCAUAUUGUCAAUAUCAACUCUAUCUUCGGACACAAAAUUCAUGCUUGUGUGCCUGGCACAAAACCGCUAAAUGGAAUGUAUCCGGCAUCAAAGUUCGCGGUGACUGCGAUCACAGAAUGCGUACGUCAGGAGCUCUUAUACUUAGGCACAAAAAUUAAGAUCACAAGUAUUUCACCAGGUCUAGUUGAAGGUGAUAUCGGAACCUUGAAUACUUCUCAUGACAUGAUCAAAUUAAUGCCAAAACUUAAGCCCCAAGAUGUAGCCGAUGCAGUUUUAUAUGCGAUCAGCACACCUGAAAAUGUCUUGAUUCAUGAAUUGAUUAUUAAACCUGUGGGCGAGUUUCUGUAAACGCUGAUAAAUUGCAAUGAUCAUCAUAAAUCAAGCUUGAUUGUCUUCUAUUUCUUCUUUUUUCACUCAUGUGCUAUAUGUAUGACAAGAUGACAAGAACAAAACAGAAAGUAUGAUGAAAAAAGAAAAAUCAUUUAAUUUUUUUUAUUAUUAUUAAAUAUUGUACAAGUAAGGGCGGUUUUAAAUAAAAGCAAGUAUUAAUUAACUCA
Messenger RNA from Chironomus riparius, 1152 nucleotides. NCBI's taxonomy places the organism in Eukaryota, Metazoa, Arthropoda, Insecta, Diptera, Chironomidae. The record is from the annotation of a GenBank genome assembly.